This is a messenger RNA of Danaus plexippus (monarch butterfly), 495 nucleotides long. It is a transcript of the gene ATPsynF, whose product is annotated as putative ATP synthase subunit f, mitochondrial. Gene Ontology annotation, molecular function: proton-transporting ATP synthase activity, rotational mechanism. Gene Ontology annotation, biological process: proton motive force-driven mitochondrial ATP synthesis. NCBI's taxonomy places the organism in Eukaryota, Metazoa, Arthropoda, Insecta, Lepidoptera, Nymphalidae. The record is from RefSeq and is a predicted model, not a curated record. The coding region runs from base 85 to 408 and encodes 107 amino acids. The transcript has 4 exons.
AUUACUUACAGAUUAUAGUAUUGGACAUUCGACAUUGCUAAAAGAAUCUGAAUUUGUUCAACUUCGGAAUAGAUUCUCAAAGCAAUGGGUUUCGGUGAUUAUCCUAAAGAAUACAAUCCAGCAGUCCACGGGCCAUACGAUCCAGCUCGUUAUUAUGGAAAACCUGAUACUCCAUUCGGACAGGUUAAGUUAAGUGAGAUUGGAUCAUGGUUCGCACGUAGAAACAAAAGUCCUUCAGCUUUUAUGGGCGCUUGCAGCCGAGCCUGGUGGCGCUGGCAGCAUAAGUAUGUGCAGCCCAAGAAGGUUGGCAUGGCCCCAUUCUUCCAAUUGCUGGUUGGAUCGAUGACUUUCUUCUAUGUUAUUAACUACGGAAAAAUGAAGAGCCACAGGAACUACAAAUACCACUAAAGACACCCGAUGUUACAUCUCUGCAUGAACCACUAUAGGUGUUAUAUUUAAUGAAAAGUUUCAAUAAACCAAUAUAAUAGUUUUAAA